ACAGUCUUUAAUUUGAAGUCACUCCUACCCGAAUGUGCUCCCUCAGGCACAAGAGCGCACUGUAGUCUGUUAUUCACAUUCACAGGUUUACUGUAGCUGCACCUCAGUGGAUCCGCAAGGACAUACACGCACCUUUGAAUCCAGCUAUUUGAAUGCAGCUUUUGUUUUAAAGGUUUUUUUAUGUGAUGUUUUUUGUUUUUACUCAAUGGAUGAGACCUGAGCAAAAAGUUGGCACUUGCAAGAUACUCCUUUGCGUAAAGGAUCGACUCUGAAUCAUGUAUUGCGCAGAAUCUCUGCUCACUUAGGAUUAAUUUACAUGAGAGAGGCGCAUCUUCAUCUCACAGGAUGCGAGUAACGCACUGAAUGUUAUUGUAUGCUUUUGGGCACUGGGUACCAAACUUGCGUAAAGAGCCUGAUUCGGCACAAGUAUUGAUUGCUUGUCACAAGUAGGUGAUUGAUACAAUGUCAGCUUUACGGAGGAAAUUUGGCGAGGACUACCAGGUGGUAAACACCAAUCGGGGUAUGACUUUUUCCGCACCGGUGAAGAGAAAGAGGCAGCGGUUUGUGGAGAAGAACGGUCGCUGCAAUGUCCAGCACGGUAACCUUGGCGGGGAGACCAGCCGGUACAUCUCCGAUCUGUUCACCACGCUGGUGGAUCUCAAGUGGCGCUGGAACCUACUCAUCUUCAUCCUCACUUACACAGUUGCAUGGCUGGUCAUGGCUUCAAUGUGGUGGGUCAUCGCUUACAUCCGCGGCGACCUGAGCCACGGCGGCCACGACUCGUCCUACACUCCGUGCGUCGCCAACGUGUACAACUUUCCCUCCGCGUUCCUGUUUUUCAUCGAGACGGAGGCGACCAUCGGUUACGGCUACCGCUACAUCACGGAGAAGUGCCCCGAAGGUAUCAUCCUCUUCCUCUUCCAGUCGCUGUUGGGGUCCAUCGUGGACGCCUUUCUCAUCGGCUGUAUGUUCAUCAAGAUGUCGCAGCCGAAGAAGCGCGCGGAGACGCUGAUGUUCAGCCAGGACGCGGUCAUUUCCCAGCGGGACGGGAAGUUGUGCCUCAUGUUCCGAGUGGGGAACCUGCGGAACAGCCAUAUGGUGUCCGCGCAGAUCAGGUGCAAACUCAUCAAGUCUCGGCAGACCCCAGAAGGUGAGUUCCUGCCUCUGGACCAGUGUGAGCUGGAUGUGGGUUUUGGUACAGGAGCAGACCAACUCUUCUUAGUGUCGCCCCUUACCAUCUGCCACGAGAUCAACACCAAGAGCCCGUUCUUCGAUCUGUCGCAGCGCUCACUCAUGAACGAGCAGUUUGAGAUUGUUGUCAUCCUAGAAGGCAUCGUGGAGACAACUGGUAUGACAUGCCAGGCCCGGACAUCUUACACUGAAGAUGAAGUCCUGUGGGGCCAUCGUUUCCUUCCCGUCAUGUCACUGGAAGAAGGCUUCUUCAGAGUUGACUACUCCCAGUUUCACAAUACCUUUGAGGUCCCUACGCCUCCUUACAGUGUCAAAGAGCAGGAGGAGAAGUCCUCGCUGACGUCGCCCAGCUCUCUACCUGUUGCACCCACCCCCUCAUCCCCUCUGCUUGGUAACGGUGGCCGCGGAGGCCGCAGGGAAAGGCUCCUGUCAGCUGACUGUGCAGAACACGUCGAGGAUCAAGCCUCCAGGCUGCCCCGCAAACUCCAGCGCAUGAGUUCCACCAAGGAAGAGCACCUGUGGAGGGGGCUGAAGACGGGGCCAGCCUUGCCUGGGGGGAAGGCUUCUAGCACAGGAGACCUGCCCCUUAGCAUUCAGAGGCUGAGGUCCAGCUCCAUCCCUGCUGCUAGGCAAGGACAGCUGGAGGAGCAGGUCCAGCUGUUGUCCUUGGAUGGAGAUAUUGAGGAGAGUGAGCUGGAGAAACACAGACUGCCAGGAGCCAUUAGCACCAUCUCUGCUCCAACCCCAACACCAGUCCAGAUCCCCUUUGUAGGGGGUCGACCAGAGGACAGCCUGCCCCCCAAGUUGCGCAGAAUGAAUGCAGACCGCUGACUUCUGCUGACUACCUUUAAGACUAAAAAAACAUUUUGAAAAAAUUGAAUCAGGCUUGAUGGGCAUUGCAUAUAAAUAAAGACUACUGUGAUAUGUU
This is a messenger RNA of Thunnus maccoyii (southern bluefin tuna), 2119 nucleotides long. Its product is annotated as G protein-activated inward rectifier potassium channel 1-like. The record is from RefSeq and is a predicted model, not a curated record. Gene Ontology annotation, cellular component: plasma membrane. Bases 463 to 2022 code for a protein of 519 amino acids. Gene Ontology annotation, biological process: regulation of monoatomic ion transmembrane transport; potassium ion import across plasma membrane. Gene Ontology annotation, molecular function: G-protein activated inward rectifier potassium channel activity. The transcript is spliced from 3 exons. NCBI's taxonomy places the organism in Eukaryota, Metazoa, Chordata, Actinopteri, Scombriformes, Scombridae.